Messenger RNA from Trichosurus vulpecula (common brushtail), 2550 nucleotides. RefSeq names its product KIAA0895 ortholog (gene MATCAP2). The coding region runs from base 1 to 2049 and encodes 682 amino acids. The transcript has 8 exons. The record is from RefSeq and is a predicted model, not a curated record. NCBI's taxonomy places the organism in Eukaryota, Metazoa, Chordata, Mammalia, Diprotodontia, Phalangeridae.
AUGCACACGGCGGCGCUGACCGCCGCCCCCCGCGCCCGCGCCCCGCUCCCGCCGCCGCCCCCCGCGCCCCUCGCCCUCGGCCGCCUCCGCUCCCGCCGCCGCCGGAGCCCGAGCCCCGCCAGCUCGGCCGCCGCCCUCCCGCGGCGCCGCCCGUGCCCCCGCCGCGCCCGCCGCCAGAGCGCUGAGGCCCGGCCGAGGCCCCAGACUGCGGGCGGCCGCGAGAGGCCGGCGCUGCCGGCGCUCGGCAGCCGCCGCCGCCGCCGCCGCCAUCCACCGGAGAGCGCGGGCCGUGGCCGCCGCCUCCGCCCGCCGUGCCGCCUCCGCAGCCGCCGCCGCCGCGGCCACGACCCGCCCGCGUCACGCGCGCCGCCCCGCCAGGAGCCGGCGGAGACACCGGCCCAAGAUGCUGGAGGGGAUCCGGGUUACCGGACAAACUUGGUAACAAGUACAGCUUUCCCAGCGUGGAGAGGGCUGCCUCCGGAGCAGGCUUCUCCCUCAUGGGGGUCUUCAGGCAAAGAAAAGCUUCACUGGCCUGAGCAAGAAUCGACUAACACGUCCCUUCUGAGCCCUGGAGAGAAACUGAUCAUUGACUGUGAAAACAACAUUUCACAAUUGGCCUCCGGAAUACUAAAAGACAUUUUCACGACUGGAACCAGUAGCUACAAUGUCCUGCUCCAGUCCAAAGAGGAGAAAAAGAACCAGCUCCAAAAGCCGUCAUCCCCAUCCCACCACCGACGGCACCGAAAGCCCAGCCGGUCCCCUGGCUCCCCUCGUGGGAAGGAGCAGCAUCGCCACAAGAUCAAGGUGCCCAUGCCCCUGACCAACAACAGCUGGUGUUACCUGAACAAGCAGCCCUCCAUCUUUGUCAAUAACCCACUCCCCGGCAAUGUCAAGUUCUCCAGCAGCUUCAGCGUGAGGGGAAGCACCUUGACCCCGAAGCCCAAGACCAAGGCCAGGCAGCACUGCUUCUCCACACUGGCCAAGCCCAAGCAGCUUCCUACGGUGCCCAAGAACUUUGAGAAGGGAGAUGACCCUGCUAAGAAACUCUGCAUCCUGACGGCCAUCAAGCCCACCAACCUGGAGAGAGAAAAAGCCAAGUUCUUCAAGGCGGACUUUGCUUAUGACCCUCAGUUUGAAUAUGCCAACCCCACUGUGCCCGCCGUGCUGGCUAAGCAUGGCCAGGCAUCUGAUCGCUUCCUGAAACAGUCUGUCAAUAUUAUGGAAAGAACUUUACAGAGAUAUGGAAGUUAUGAAAACUUUGAACAGGCUACCGGAGGUUGCUUAUUGUCUAAAACUCGCAUCUGGAGUCACGUGAGGAAGUACAUGACCAAGGAAGGCUGCCUUGGGGAGAUUGUGGUUCACCUCACUGAAGAUCUGCUGUCCCGAGCGUCAAUGACAGUGGUCAACGGCUGUCCAACCCUGACCAUCAACGUGUCCACUGCCCGUGAGCACUGGCUGGAGGGGAUGCUGAGGCAUGAAAUAGGCACACACUACUUUCGUGGGAUUAACAAUCUUCAGCAGCCAUGGAGCAAUUGGACAGGCCGUAAAAAAUACGGUCUUCGGCCCAAUAACCCCACUGAGGAAGGGCUGGCGAGCAUCCACAGCGUGCUCUUCCGAAAGGACCCCCUUCUAUGGCGGGCUGCUCUCCUCUACUACACAGUCUACCAGGCCAGCCAGAUGUCCUUCAGUGAACUCUUCCAGGACGUCGGAAAGUUUGUCAAGGACCCCAACACGAGGUGGGAUUACUGUGUACGAGCCAAAAGGGGCUGGACUGACACUUCCCAGCCAGGUUGUUUCAAUAAAGACCAGGUCUACCUGGAUGGCAUUCUCCAAAUCCUGAGAUACAGAGAAUCCAUCGACUUCCACUUGCUGACCACCCUGGGCAAGGUGUCCUUUGAGGACGUGGACCGCUUGAAAACACUGGCCGUCACUGAGAACCUGAGGGUCCCGCAUUUCCUGCAAGACAAUGAACGGUACAUGGAGCAGUUACAGAAAAUCAUGGAUGUGAAUGAGCUGACUGACAAGGAGCUCCAAGAUCUCAUCUACUAGCUGCUGCUCAGCCCCUGGAGCUCGCGGACACGCCCCGGACUGGGCGCGGUCAGACACUUUAUAAAGCAAAGCAGGGAUUUAUUGCGAGAUUUUGGUGAGGACAAUCUGCAGUAUUCAGCAAUGUUUUUUAAGUGCUUUAAAAUACAAACCUGAAACAAUUUCCCAGAAAUGUUUCUUUAAGGGGGGCAAAGUUCACUCUUCUUGGUUCCCAUCUCAGUCUAACAGUCGGCCUUCCAGGGUCCAGGCUUCCGAGGACCCAAGGCCAGCUGGGGCUAGAGUUCAGACGUUGACUUCUCUUGUCUGGAGACAGUUUGUGUGGAAGACGUUUGCUUUGCUGGCUCCAGACCCACUUGUGUGUUGUGGUGGAGGGCCAGAGGGGCUGAGUGGCCUCAGUUUUACCUCCUGGGAGGUAAAUGAAGGAAUUUUGCCUCCAUCUCCCUUAGUUUCUUAACUAAGCAGGUGUUUUCCUUCCCAGCACCAUGAGCAAGGCUGCCCCUUCUC